Molecule: messenger RNA, 1257 nt
Organism: Cordyceps fumosorosea ARSEF 2679
Lineage: Eukaryota; Fungi; Ascomycota; Sordariomycetes; Hypocreales; Cordycipitaceae
Exons: 1
Coding region: 1-1257 (418 amino acids)
Biological process (GO): mRNA splicing, via spliceosome
Cellular component (GO): spliceosomal complex
Source: RefSeq, a predicted model, not a curated record
AUGGCCGACGACAGCAAAGGCGCCCGAAUCGCGAUAAAGUUCGGCGCCUCGUCGUCCUCCACCAAGACGCCCGCGUCGACCCUCGGCAAGCGCCCGCGCGCCGCCGCCGCCGCCGCCGCCGCAUCCUCCUCGUCGCGCGCCGCCUUUGGCGGUGACUCCGACUCCGACUCCGACCACGGCCGGCACGAGGCCAUCACCGGCUUCGGCGUCGACGGCGCCGAGACGAAGCGCCGAAAGGAGGCGGUCACUCAGAAGGAGUACGUUAUCGCGCGACAGCCGAACCGCGACUGGCGCGACGAGGUCAGGGAGCAGCGCCGCGCCCGGCGAGCCAGGAACCCGCCCCCCGGGGAGGCCGCGCAGGACGGCACGGCGGACAGGGCGCCGGCGGACCAGGACUCGAACAUCCGGUGGGGGCUGACGGUCAAGGAGAGGAAGAAUACCGCAGCCGACGACGACGACGAUGACGACGACGACGACGACGCUGACAACGCAAAUACGGCCGACAACGCUGACAGAGCCGACGAUGCACAGGGGACCGCCGCGCCGCGCUCCGCGGACGACGAGGCCAUGGACGCGCUGCUCGGCAAGCGCCGCGCCGCCGAGGCCAAGACCAUCGUCGCCGCGACCGAGGACGACGCCUACGCGCGGGACGUCUCCGCCGCGGGCGCCGCCCCCACGCUCGCCGACUACGACGCGAUGCCCGUCGAGGAGUUUGGCGCCGCGCUGCUGCGCGGCAUGGGCUGGGACGGCACCACCCGGGGCGGCUCCAAGCCCCCGAAGCGGCGGCAGAACAGGCUCGGGCUGGGCGCGAAGGAGCUCGACGACGCGGAGGAGCUGGGCCUGUGGGACCAAAGGGGCGGGAGGAGGAAGAGGCCGCCGACGCUGGCGGAUCAUAGACGGGAGGAGGAGAGGAAGAAGGAGGAGCGCAGGGCACGGGCGGGCGGGGAGGGCUACAGGCGGGGGAGGGAGAGGGAGCGCGAGGGGGAGAGGAGGGCGGGGAGGGCUACAGGCGGGAGAGGGAGAGGGAGCGCGAGGGGGAGAGGAGAGGGCACGGGGGGGAUAGGCACAGGCGUGAAGAGAGGGAUAGGGAUCGCCAUCGUGGGUACGAUCGAGACCGCAGGCGAUAACGAGGUUGAAGAGCAAAAACAGCAUUCAUUGGCGUUUGAGGGGUUUUAUAGGUUACACUACACACGUUGGUUUACAACAGCGCACGCCAGAUAUCAAAACAGGGUAUCAAAUACCACCAUGUUGUGUUAA